This is a messenger RNA of Erythranthe guttata (spotted monkey flower), 2180 nucleotides long. RefSeq names its product RNA-binding (RRM/RBD/RNP motifs) family protein. NCBI's taxonomy places the organism in Eukaryota, Viridiplantae, Streptophyta, Magnoliopsida, Lamiales, Phrymaceae. The record is from RefSeq and is a predicted model, not a curated record. Gene Ontology annotation, molecular function: RNA binding.
AUUGAUACAGAAUUAGGUUAGCCAUUGUGUACUUUUAUGAACCCUCGACCUUUUCUCCUCUAUAUCUCUCUCCUUUUGCCCUAAUUCGUUUUCACAAUUCAUCCAAAUUACUGAAUUUCUCCGUUGUUCAUAAGACCUAGAAGAAUCCGCUCUGAUCUCCCGAUAAUGGCGGGCGCCGGAAUGCAUCCCUAUCACCAGCAGUGGCCUCCUGCCGCCGCCCCUCCACCACUCCCCACCGUUGCUCCUCCGCCCCCGUCUCUCCACCCGCACCACCAACCUCCAAUUCCUAUCGAUAAUCCCGCCGCCCGCAUGCUAUCCGACGAGUUGCGAACGAUAUUUAUUUCGGGUUUGCCGGAGGAUGUGAAAGAGAGGGAGCUUCAGAAUCUGCUAAGAUGGCUGCCCGGAUACGAGGCUUCACAGGUGAACUUCAAAGGGGAGCAUCCAAUGGGAUUCGCUCUUUUUGCUACCCCACAGCAUGCUCUUGCUGCCAGGGAUGCGCUUCAGGAGAUGGUGUUUGAUGCAGAUUCUAAGUCCGUGUUGCACACCGAGAUGGCAAAGAAGAAUCUUUUUGUGAAAAGAGGGAUGGUUGUUGAUUCAAAUACCUAUGACCAGAGUAAACGUAUGCGAACUGGGGGUGAUUAUACCCAUACCGCUUAUUCAACAUCGCCUUUUCAUCCUCCCCCACCACCUGUGUGGGGACCACCACAUCAUGGGUAUAUGGCCCCACCUCCUCCCUCUUAUGAUCCAUAUGGAGGUUAUGCAGUUCCUCCCGUGCCAAUGCCAAUGCCAAUGCCUGCUCCAACUCCCGUACCUGCACCAAGUAGUUAUGUACCUGUUCAGAAUACCAAAGAUAACCCUCCGUGCAAUACUCUAUUUAUUGGAAAUCUUGGUGAGAACAUUAAUGAAGAAGAGAUGCGGAGUCUCUUUGUUGCCCAACCUGGUUUUAAGCAGAUGAAAGUAAUAAGACAGGAUAGGCACACCGUUUGUUUCAUUGAAUUUGAAGAUGUGAACAGUGCGACUAACGUGCACCACAACUUGCAAGGUGCCGUCAUAGCGAGUUCUGGUUCCAUUGGCAUGCGUAUUCAGUAUUCGAAGAACCCAUUUGGGAAAAGGAAGGACUCGAUCCACCAAGGCGGCACCGCCAAUGCUAAUGGAGGAGCACCGCCAUCAAUGAGCUACCAGUAGUAGUAGCUCUGGAAGGGGAUGUAUUCUGUUUCUUCUAUGCUCUGACAAAUUACAUAUGAUAGGAUGCAUCCAUUCAUCCAUCAUCAUCAAGUCAUCAGCAUUAGCAUCUACCUUCUCAUAUAUCUGAUGCAAAUAUAAAGUUGGUCUACUCAUACAAUAUACAUUAUAUAUACUAGACAUGCAUUUAAGGCGAUGCCGUAUCUCGUGAUUCUAUUAACCUUAAUUGUGAUUUUCACAUUAUCUACGUGUGCAUUUUUUUUUUCUUCGUCCGUUACGUGCAAUCUGUGUGCCUUUUUUGACGUAAAUCUGCAUUUAUUCACAUGACCUGGUUGAUGCAUGUGAAAGCUUAUCAAUGAUCAACCAUACGAAUUCAUUACAUUUCAUUCCAUAAAAAAAACUGAAAUUGAUGUUUCAUUCACGACAUGUCAUAUUAUGGCAACACUUCGAGAUCUUUAUCAUACACGACCCUUUUGUCAUUUCAAGGAGUAGGACCAUUUAUUUCCUCAUCAGGCAUCAUAUAUAUAUAUAUAUAUAUAUAUGGUAAUUGAUGUCACCGCUAUUACUUACCCGUAGGAAGUAGUCACUUAAACAUACAGACCGAGGGUUCAGGCAUAAAUCUUUACAGAGCCUUGGAAAAUCAUUAAAUAUUAUGCAGGUUGUUCUAUUUUUUUUAUUCUUUUUUUUAUUUAAGAGGAUUUCUUGGAAAAUCGUCUAGUAUUGGCGCUAGGAUCUUGGUUAUAUGCUGAUGAUGGUUUAGGAGAUUUUUCUGCAAUGCUUUUUUAUGUAUAUACUUGGUGUUGAUUUACAAAUAGCACGAAAGAUGUAAACUGCGAUUAGCCGCUAGUCGUGUGUAAAUCUUUGUGUGGUCUACUGUUCAAUUGUAAGAGGGGUGUUUUUCAAUCAGAAUUCAUGUCACAAUAUUCAACAUUAGAUGGCUGAAAUUCUCCAUUGUAACAAUCUGAAAUUUAUUUUGAUGUCAAGUUCAUAUUAUUUGU